CUUCACUUGGAAAGUUAGAGAAGUUAGAAUUGCACGAUAGGACCAUAUAACGAACGACAUACAAAAGAAAUAACGCGACUGCGUUUGUGAUUUCACUAGAGGAUGUCUUCUUGUGAUCCACCACAACAUGUUCAGCCAUAUCAAUCAGAUGAUGACGCUGAACUAUCGGAGGGAGAAGUGGAUGAGACUGUAGCACCCUUCCUCUCCUCGAGGACCAUUGGCCAGGCAUUAGAAGCCCUCCUGCAAGGAGAGCCCUUGGCCGACUCAGAGGUGAUGUGGAGACAGCUGCUGACCUGGUGCCAGACGAUGCGCCUGGAGAACCAGAGUCUCUGGGCUGAGGUGGGGAGACUGCGCUCUCUGUUACAGAUGAGACAUGAGGGAACAUCAUCAGCCUUGACUGUUCCGGUUCCCAUCUGGGAUGGUGCUAGGGAGGUGGUUCCCCACUCUGUGCGUCCAAGAUUUCCUGUGCGCACCACCCUGCAGUUUCGGCCGAGUUGUAGGGGGUCAGUUUUAAGCAGGCGUAUUCAUGGUGUCGCCUGCCCCUUCAGCUAUGUGAAGGCUCGUAUAUACCACUCAGAGCCCUCACUGGAUACCACACUACAUGCUUUUGCAUGUGAGAUCGCUGGGAACAAGCUGUGCACUGCAGGCCUGACAUCAGCUCCUCUGCCUGUCCCCCAGGCUGCUUCGUACGCAGAGGUGAACAUCCAGCCUAGCGCUAAUGCGCCCCCAUCACAUUCAGAGGUGCUGAGGGAUGCAUUCUGCCAAAGCAGCACUCUGAGCGUCGGGAAAACUCAAUCUGAGCCCUCUUUGGCUGAGCGGCCUCCUGUUCCAGCACCACAGCUGUUCAACAACGAGCCAUCCAGGGCACCUUCUGCCCCGGCUGCCUUGAAUUCUAGAGCUGCCUCUUGCCCUGAAGUGGUCGUCCAGUUUGACAUUGGACUGAGGAGAAAAAAAGAGGAGACACUUUCGAAAUCCUCCCAAAAUGAUCUGGUGGGUUCCGCCAUUGACAGUCUGUCUGAAGAGGAGACGCUUCCGAAAUCUUCCCAAAAUGAUCUGGUGGGUUCCGCCAUUGACAGUCUGUCUGUCAAUGAGUCUGUCUUUGAGUUCAGUGCUAAUGGGCCUAAGCAGGUCCAGCCCCGUCCCACCAAGAUUAAACCUGUUCUGUCCGGGGAUGCAUCCAGAGACCCCCAGCUGAACACUCAGGAGCAGCUGAAGAGAUUGAGAGAGGAGAUGGUGAAAGCUUGUGAAGAUGACCUAGUGGGUCACGAGUACCCUGACGUUGCUGAGUCUGUCCUCGAGUUCAGUGCUAAUAUUAGGGAACUCAACAUCUGCCUGGACUGUUGCUCUGUCCCACACAAAGUGGAAUAUGAGGGUGGUGUCCCUGUGGGACACACAUGUCACGGCCCUCCCACCAUCCUAGUGUGCCAAAACACUCUGAAAGCUGUGGAGCUCAAGUGUCCUAAAUGUGUUGGGAAGGUGAAAGUGGAGGAAAAGAAAGAAAGACGGAUGAUGAAGAUCCUGCAGCGGGAACAGAAGGCCAAAGAAAAGCAAGAGAGAAGGCGACUCGCAGAUGAAGAAAAGCAGCUCAUAACAGCAAUGAAGAAACUGGAGAAGCGCACGGCCUCUAAGGAAAAGAAAACACUAAGAAUGGAGAGAAAGAGGGCAAAAGAAGAAAAGAAGAGACUGGAGAAGAAACUUGCAGAGAAGGAGAAGAGAGAGAAGGAAGAACUGGCAAAAAUGCCCCGUGCCAAGAACUACACAGAGGAGGACCUAUGGCUGGCCUUGCUGGCCCUGGAGGAGGGAGGGAGCCUUCGUAAGGUGGCGGCCGAAUACGGCGUGUCCCACACCACCCUGCAAGACUGGAGGAAGGGGAAGUAUGCCCACCUCCCCCACCCCAACCGGGCAUUGCUGCCCAAUGAGGAGGAGGCCCUGAUCAGCUACAUAUUCUGUAUGGCGGUGUUGGUGACAACCAGGGAACACGUCACGGUGCACUGCUGCGUAAACACUGCUGGGGAGGCCAUACCUCCAUUUGUCAUCUUUGCAAAGUGCCUCCCCAGCACAGCCUACGGCCUGGAGAGGCCCACAAACGCGCUCUACGGUGUGUCGGAUACGGGGUUCAUGGACAAUUGGUUCACAACAGUGGACCUACGGGAUGCUUACUUCCAUAUCCCAAUCCAGAGACCACAGGAAGUACCUCCGCUUUUUCUUUCAAGGGGCGGCAUACCAGUACAAAGUUGUGUCCUGAACUAUCUGGACGACUGGUUGAUUUGUGCCCCAACCAAGGAGCGGGCAGAGAGCGACACAGAGGUGGUGUUGGCACACCUCUUCAAGUUGGGCUUGGCGCUGAACAGGGAGAAGAGUGCUGGUUCCCUGCACCACAGUAGAGUACCUGGGUCUGGUGCUAGAUUCCACCACAAUGAGAGCCUGGCUAUCUCCUCGGAGGAAGCUUGUGUUAAGGAAGAGCUUGUCCCAUCUUCUAGGGGCAAAGCAAAUAUCUGUGAUGUCCAGUCGGAGGCUGCUUGGCCUAAUGGCAGCAGCAGCCCAGGUUGUGCCACUAGGCUUGCUUCAUAUGAGGCCGCUGCAACAGUGGUUCUCGAGGAACAAGAGGAGGAUGUCCGACAGCAGCUGGCCAGUUGCAAACCUGGCAAGGCAACAGGGCCAGACGGCAUCCCAGUGUGGCAAGUGGAACACAACUAA
Alosa alosa (allis shad) is the source of this 2697-nucleotide messenger RNA. RefSeq lists its product as uncharacterized. Bases 103 to 2697 code for a protein of 864 amino acids. NCBI's taxonomy places the organism in Eukaryota, Metazoa, Chordata, Actinopteri, Clupeiformes, Clupeidae. The transcript is spliced from 9 exons. The record is from RefSeq and is a predicted model, not a curated record.